AUGAGGAGGGGGGGAGGAGGAGAGAGAGGCCACAAAAAGCUGCGCGUGUGUGAGAAAGAGAGAGAGAGAGAGAGAGGAGGAGAAAGAGGGGGUUGGCUUUAGUGUGAUGUGAAUGGAAUAGAAUCAGCACGAGAGAGAGAAAGAGGGAGGAGGACGGCACAAAUCAACCUGCCUCUUGACUUUAACAACAGAAUAGAGUAGCCUGUAGACACAGAGAUCGGGAAGUGUGCGCGUCUUCGGUUGCUUUAUUUUUAUUUUUGGAGAGAGGAAGAGAACGGCAGACAGGAGGAACUGAGGGAGGAGGAGAAAGAGCCUCACCGUGGAGAUAGAUAGCAGAAAAAUGCUGUCAUGGGGAGAGAAGGGGAGGGAGUCGACAGAGAGGAACAGGAUGAAACAAGGCAGGGUCGAGCAGAGCUGAAAUGUGGAGGUGGCCAGAGUACCAGACCAAAAGAGACGCAGCAGGCACUAAAGAGUGCAGACAAAUGGAUGCCAUGUUACAAGGGUUGAUAGAGACAGAGCCUCUCUUACACAGAGGACAGAGAGUCGGACUCCAGUGAUGAUCCUUUCAUCCCUACUCCGCAUGAAGGAGCACCCCGCAACUGGAGUACCACAAAACACACAUCUGCACACCCGCACAAACCCCUGCAAUGAGACACAGCUGAAUAUUCUCCUCAAUCUUCCUCAUUUACGCUCUUUAAGAACUCGUUGACUUGAGGUAACAAAGUGUGGCACCUCACAGAGGCAUCAAUGAGAGCUCAAGGGCUGACGAAGUUCAACCAUCUUAAGUGGUGUGAAUGAGGACUAUAUUUGUUGCUUUCACUCAGAGUGGGUUUUCAUCUUCGUGCACAGUGUUCCUGUUUCACACCAGCACCAUAGAGACCAGGACGGAAAUUUAACUGGGAGAGCAGGAAGCUCUGGAUCAGAGUGGAGAAGAGAUUAUUGGACCCGGUUUCUCAGGCACCAUGCAGUCAGAUGACCUCUUCAUCCGCAAGUUUCGCCGUCAGAACAUGCGGCCGCCUAUUGCCACCGUCAACUUUGACCCAAAACGGGAAGCAGGUGUAGUGGAGUGGCCGCCCAGGAGGGAGGGGGAUGGAGCUGCUGAUGGAGACAGCCUCACUCCGAGCCGUGUGGGGCUGAACCUGAGGUCGGUGGGCCGGGGUCACAUCAUGCAGAGAAGUAACAGCGAUGUAACCUUAGGUGACUUGGACUCAUCUGCGAAGGCAGUGGGCAAAGCAGCUCGAGUAGUUGGUGAGAAGGUGGGUGCAGGGGCUCAGGGCGACUCAGGUGUGCUGCUACACAGGGAAUAUGGCAGCUUAUCUUCACUGGAGAGACAGAGUCAAGCCCAGGAGUUGAGCACUGACGACCAGGGGCCCCUGAGUCCAAACGCCCUCCGCUUCAAAGACCCUUUCCUGCUUUUAGGACUGCAGGGCAAUCCUCCAGAGCCUGAUGGAUUUUUUCGGGGGCUGUCUGUUUCCACAGGAGACUCCCCAAAACCUGCCAAGCCACCGAAGCCUGAAGGUCUAAGUAAGAAGACCAAACCUGUGCCCCCUCAGAUCCCUCAACCAGGUCCGUAUGACAACAUUGGUGGUGGAGCCUGGGUGAGGAACUUUGCCCACUAUGAUGUUCAGAGCAUCCUGUUUGACCUCACCGAGGCAGCCACAAACAGAGACAGCAUUGGACGGAAAAAGAAUAUCACCUCAGGGGCUUCAGCCGCCUCCCAGCUGCGCCCCCUGUCUCAAGCCUCCCCAUCCUCACCUGCACAGGGCGGGGGAGGCAACGGGGGGAAUGCAGAUGACCCCGAGCAGUCGCUGCUGCUGGACGAAGGCGAUGGCAAUGACAAUGAGCUCCUACUCAGCUGCCCCCACUUCCGCAAUGAGACGGGGGGAGAAGAGCAGGUGGGUCUGGGCAGAUCCCAGGAGAGGCGGGGACUCUGGUCGAGCCUGCGAACCCCAAACGAUGCAGUGUCGGUCCUGGAGGAGCCCAGAGAGAGUCAUGUCCAACAGCAGGGCAAGAGCAACUACUUUAUAGAGCAUGCAGAUCUGGGAGCCCAUUACUAUCGCAAAUAUUUCUACAUGAAAGAACACCAGAAUUUCUUCGGCAUGGACGAUCGCCUCGGUCCAGUGGCCAUCAGCUUCCGUCGAGAGGAGAAAGAAGGAUCCAGCGGAGCUCAGUACAAUUACAGAAUCAUCUUUCGCACCACAGAGAUGAAGACACUGCGAGGUUCCAUCUUUGAGGAGUCAGUGCCUUCUGCCGCCCGUCACACGACCCCUAGAGGCUUGUCUCCCAAGAGGCUGCUGGAGUUCAUCAUGCCCGAGCUGAACCUGCACUGCCUUCGCUUGGCCUCAAACUCCCCCAAGGUCCGGGACACCCUGCUGAAGCUGGAUGAACAGGGGCUGAACUUCCAGCGAAAGGUCGGGGUAAUGUACUGCCGGGCCGGGCAGAGCUCAGAGGAAGACAUGUACAACAACGAGAGCUCGGGGCCAGCGUUCGAGGAGUUUCUGGAUCUGCUCGGGGAGCGGGUGCGCCUGAAGGGCUGGGAGAAAUACCGAGCUCAGCUGGACAACAAGACGGACUCAACUGGGACACAUUCCCUCUACACGCGGUACCAGGACUAUGAGAUUAUGUUUCAUGUGUCGACUAUGCUGCCCUACACGGCCAACAACACACAACAGUUGCUGAGGAAACGACAUAUCGGUAACGAUAUCGUGACAAUCGUGUUCCAGGAGCCAGGAGCCCAGCCUUUCACUCCAAAGUCCAUCCGCUCCCAUUUCCAACAUGUCUUCAUCAUCGUUCAGGUUCAUGAGCCCUGCACUGACAACACCUAUUACAGAGUGGCUGUGACGCGUUCAAAAGACAUGCCAUUAUUUGGCCCACUCUUCCCUAAGGGCGCCCGAUUCCCUCGCUCGCUCGCGUUCAGAGACUUCCUCCUGGCGAAGGCAGUGAAUGCUGAAAACGCUGCGGAGAAGUCAGAGAAGUUUCGCUCCAUGGCCACCCGCACGCGGCAGGAAUACUUGAAGGACCUGGCUGAAAACUAUGUGACCACCACACCCAUCGACUCCUCCACCAAGUUCCCCCUGCUCUCUCUGGGAGGCAAGCGCAAGGACAAGCUGAAGGGCGCCAAAGGUGCCGAGUUGCACAGCGCCGGGGCGCUGGUGUGGGCUGUGAUGGUCAACAUGGAUGAAGGGGAGGCGGGAGAGCACAGGCUUCCCUGUCUGCUUGGGGUGUCGGCUGAGUCAGUGGUGCUCAUUGAAAGGUGCACGCGCAGGGUGGUGUUUAACUGCUCCUGUCGAGAUGUCAUCGGCUGGAAGGCAGUGACAGAAACUAAGAUGGGGGGGCCCUGCUUGGAUAUCUUCUAUGAGCGUGGGGAGUCAGUGUCAAUCAGUGUGAUGGAGAGCCAGACGGAGGAUAUACGAGAGGUGGUGCAGAGGCUAGAGCUGGUCACCCGGGGCUGUGAGGCUUUGGAGGUCACCCCUCUGCGUGACGGAGUCGGGCAGCCCGGCUUCCUGAUGAACGAGGAGGGUUUUGUGACGGAGCUGCAGCGGUUCUGUUAUGCCGAGAGCGGAGGCCUUCAGUUGUCGGCUCGCGUGGUGCGCCUGUGCGGACACUCGCUGGUUCACCUGACCCCCGAGGAGAGGACCAGGCUGCUCCGCACCGCGCACAAGAUCCACAUCACUGUCAUCCCACCGGACGAGAACGGCAAGCCUCGCAGAAGUUUCUCUGAACUGUACCAGAAAGCAAUCAAGGAUGCUGAGUGCAAGCCUGGCGAGGAUCAGUCUGGAGAGGCCUGGGUGCUGGACGAGAGGGAAGAAGAGGAGGAGGAGGAGGAGGAGGAAGAGGAGGCAGAGAGGGAGGCGAGGGAGGACAAUCUGAAGGCGGGUGGUGUCAGUGAAGCGGACAUAAUAGAGGUCCAGGUGGAGGCCGAGGAGGGCGAUGGGCAGUCGUGUGAUAAAGGGCAAAGUGAGAGAAGUCACAGCUCGCUCCUCACACCGCCCAGCUUACCUUUGUUACGGGCCACUUCUCUGCAGGACCAGCCAGCCAAUCAGAGCCAGGAGGACAGCACCUCGCAGCUCACACGCAGCUGCUCUUUGGAGAGACAGCCGUCCUACGGGGACACGUGUGAUGGGCACGUGUACGACAACAUGGGGCUGAAGGGGCACAUCUACGAGAACGUCGGCGAGCUGAGGGAUGCCACACCUGAUCUGAUCCUGGCUGUCAAACCCAAGGUCUCCCUGGAGGACGAACAGUUUAUGGGGGCUGAGUUUGGCGAGGACAAGGCUUCAGCGAGUGACUCCUCUUCCCGGCUGUCAUGUGUCGAUCGAGCAGAAAGAAAUUCACGAGCCCUAAGUCUUCAUAACUCCAUCACCAAGAUUCUUUCAGAGACGACAGAUUCAACUGAGGAGGAGUGGCAGUCCAUUGCUGACCUGGCCACAGCCUGCCGCAGCAUCCUGGAGGCUUUGUCACGAGAGGACCGUAAAGCCGGUGACCCCUCCCAAGCAGGAGACCAGACAGACGGCAAGCUGAAAGACUCAAAGGAGAGUGACUCUCCAGGCCACCUAGAAGAGAAGGUAUCGCAGCUGGAGGCCAUGCUGAGGAAGCUGCAGGAUGACCUGCAAAAGGAGAAAGAGGACAAGGCGGUGCUGCAGGCCGAGGUGCAGAGCCUCAGGCAGAACAACCAGCGGCUGCAGGAGGAGUCGCAGAGCACAGUGGCUCGCCUCAUCAAAGUCACCGAGCUGCUGUGCAACGUCAACAAGCCCUGUUAGCUCCACCACUGCACGCACAAACACACAAAUCAGCAGAAAGAUACAAAUCGCGCAGCGUGCGUGUGCGUUCAGUAUUCUUAUUUUGUUCAUGCAUACUUGCAAAAGCACCCCCACGCACAAGUAUUCUCUUCAAUCUGUGUUUUACCACAGUCUCAAUCCUGAAUCCUGGACCUGCCUGCUGGUGGGGGAGUAUGCAAAUCAACUAAUGAAAAAAAAUGACAUUCUCAACAUCCCAUGACUUUCAUAGACUGACCAAUGUGCAGCUCUCAGGCUGCUGUGUUGGUGUGCUAUGCCAGAGUGCUUCUCCAGGUGUAUAUGAUACAGUAUGUGCGUGGAAGUGUGCCGCAUGUGUGCGUAGGUGUGUGUGUGCGUCCGUAUGUGUGCAUCUCUUACUGUACCUUGCUUCAAAUACUUGACAAGCUCGGCUGAAUAGCACUUACAUAAAAAAGUGGCAAUUAAGACUGAGAGACACUGUAUAGCAUGUUUGGAGGUGUCUUAUCGGAAAUGACCAAAAGUGUAUAUAUAUCACCAAUAAUAUAUGUGAACAGUAGUAUUGCUAUCCUCUCUGCCAGACUGUGUAGUCGCAAUGUGUGAGUGUGGUUCUGCCUGGCGCUGAUAGUGUGGAAGGCCUUGAAACAAAACACAACAAGAAAAAGGGGGGGGGAGGGGGCAUGACACUGACAAGCCUGCAGGCAGCCUUCUACUUCAAAAGACGUAAUGAUGCUAACUGACUCUCCUCAGAGCGAGGUCCGUUACAUAAGGACAACAUUCUCUGCCCUCUUCACUUCUCAGUAGUACUGUAUUUAAGAAAUUUAAAACAAAAUCCAUAAAUGAAAAGGACACACAAACUGGAAAUGUCCCCCUCCCCCCCCCCCCAAUAAGAGAACUGAGCAUGCUUGUUCCUCUUGGAAGUAUGUAUGAAACCAAUAUUGAAGCGAUACUGAAAAGGGUCAUACCUCUGCUGAAGACACAGACAAUGGCAGGAAAGAGCUGCUUCAGUUUCCUUCCAUGAUUGCCUGUAGCUGUUUUCUUCUAACCUCACUAUUGUAGCAGCCAUACUGUAGAAGAUCUCCUCCUGCUGGCCAGAACCACAAAAUGCCAAAAGGCAGCUUUUCUUUCUUUCAGCUGGCAAAAUAGCUUUAGGUGUCUGAAUAAAACACCUUGAACUAAUAGUGAAAUACAGAGUAUUGUAUUUAAAUAUGUUUUGUGUUUGGCGGCUGUCUACAGUGACUAUUUUGGGUAAUUGUUUAGUAUGGCUUAUGAGUGGUAGCGGUAAGGACAAUAGGUGAAAUCUUACCAUUCCACCCUGAUGUGUGUUUCUGUGUGUUUCUGUGUCGUUCUUGCAUCUUUUUUGUUUUGUUUUGUUGUUGUUUGUUUUGGUAAAAUCAGCACUGGACAGGGCACAUACUGUACUCUAUUUAGCCUGCCCAGGUUAUGUCUUGCUCAGCAUAAGAAGGUGGAUAAGAUCUCAUCCCCCUGACACCACCUUACCUCACCUUUUUGUGUCCACUGCUGAUGGCGCCAAUAACAAACGUGUGUUCAGAGGAGUCAGACUGCUUCUCCUUAGUGCCAAUGAAAAAAGCCCUGGCAGCUCUCCCGAAUCCCAUUGAAAUCAAACAGAACUGACUUGACCACAAACUAAACCCCAACUACAAACUCUUAACUCUGACAAAAAGGGAUGCCAAACGUUCGCCAGUCACUCGGACUCUCUUGUUUCUUGUACAGACUUCCUCUUGUAAUUUUAUUUUAGAGUCACUGUGAAUACCUGGUACCAGCAUAUUAAGAUACAGUAUAUACAGAAUAAAUUAUGAAUCUAAACUUUAUCAGUAUGUGAAGACACUGUAUGUACAGCUGAAGUGUUCCAUGUUACUUAGUGCAUUGGGUUGUGUACGCCCUCCUUUUGCAGGAUGAUUAUGCAGACAAGUGUUAAUCGUGGCCAUGCGGGCUCCUGUUUCAUCUCCUGUACAUGCUGAAGCCUCAUGACUGAACAGGGAAAAUGUUGGUGUGAGAAGACCUGUUUUACUGUGUCUUGUAUAGUUAUUUAGAUUGUAGGAGGUUGGUCAAGCAUGAGAAUGUGCCAAGCAACUUCCAAGCUCCCCUCUAUAUGUGUGUAUGUAUAAAAAUGUAACUUAUUAAUCAUGCAAAUGUGGAUUUUCUUGUAGCUGUUUAAACUGGAGGGAAAUCUCGAGGAGAAAAUGUGAAUUACGGCAGAAAGGAAAGGCAGGCUUGGUUAUAAAUUUUAGUUUCUUUUGUAGAAAACCAACAACAAUAUGACAUGACAAAAUACUAUCGGCAAAUCUUGCGUAAUGAUACUAUGGUUCCUAUUAUCAUUCUAGUAUUGAGCUAUUUCUGCUAUAGCUCUUACAUAUUUAAUAAGGUCUUAAAACACCAUUAGGUACGCCUUAAUGAGUGAAACUCUUCUUUUAGAAUGGAUGGUCAAACUGGUAUUGCUGGUGUUAUGUGAAGGCUUAUUUCUCUGACUUUGUGCCUACAUGAAAAUGUAAUGUAUGUUAACCCAGCUUAGUGACCUCAUUUCUUUGUCUUUGGUUGCUUUUACUGAGGUUUUUUAGUGGCAGAUGAAGGAUUUUCUAAGAGACCGCCACAACAUCUGGUCUUUCAUCCGCUGUGCGAGGAAAAGUCAUUGAGUAACACAUGAUCCGACAGAAAAGAUAAUAAUAAUAGAUGUGUGUUGUUGGUCUGAAAAAAAUCACUGAAGCUCAAUGAGUACCACCGAUUGUUCAAAGAAGCAAACCGACAAAUAUAUGGUGAUGUUUAAAGGGGAAUUAAAAAGGGAAAAGGUGCUUAAAAUGACUGAUGAUGAUGCAUUGAAAUGAAGUUUAAAUGAAUGUGUUGAAUGGCGUAUGCUUCCCCUAAGGGAUGAUUAUUUUGGUAUUUAAAUAUUUAAAAAUAAAUUGUCUCAGAAAAUCAAA
Molecule: messenger RNA, 7690 nt
Organism: Micropterus dolomieu (smallmouth bass)
Lineage: Eukaryota; Metazoa; Chordata; Actinopteri; Centrarchiformes; Centrarchidae
Product: signal-induced proliferation-associated protein 1
Exons: 16
Coding region: 963-4760 (1265 amino acids)
Biological process (GO): regulation of small GTPase mediated signal transduction; activation of GTPase activity; establishment of epithelial cell polarity
Cellular component (GO): plasma membrane; cytoplasm; Golgi apparatus
Molecular function (GO): GTPase activator activity
Source: RefSeq, a predicted model, not a curated record